AUGCGCAGGGAUAUGUUCGAGUUUACGCUGCAAAACAGGCAUGGAAACUUGUUCUCGGCAAUUGUCAUGGACGCCGCCGAAAUGUCGCACAUGGAUAAAGACAGGGGCACCAACGGGCCGGGUCCCAGCCCUGGAGAUUUUCCAAUUGGACAGCUCGCAAGGAUAGUCCGUUCUGGGAGCCGAGUUAACACCAGGAGCUCGGUGUGGAGGUUCCAGAAAUCAGAACCAAGGAUGUAUAAUCAGCCGCGACGUGAGGGCCAAACGGAUACGUGUGAAACGUCAAUAGAGUUGAAAAAUCUGGCUUCCCGGCAAACCUCAAAUUGA
This is a messenger RNA of Histoplasma capsulatum G186AR, 324 nucleotides long. RefSeq lists its product as uncharacterized. The record is from RefSeq and is a predicted model, not a curated record. The transcript has 2 exons. Lineage: Eukaryota; Fungi; Ascomycota; Eurotiomycetes; Onygenales; Ajellomycetaceae. Bases 1 to 324 code for a protein of 107 amino acids.